Molecule: messenger RNA, 1560 nt
Organism: Zophobas morio
Lineage: Eukaryota; Metazoa; Arthropoda; Insecta; Coleoptera; Tenebrionidae
Product: zinc finger Y-chromosomal protein 2-like
Exons: 2
Coding region: 303-1499 (398 amino acids)
Biological process (GO): regulation of transcription by RNA polymerase II
Molecular function (GO): RNA polymerase II transcription regulatory region sequence-specific DNA binding; DNA-binding transcription factor activity, RNA polymerase II-specific
Source: RefSeq, a predicted model, not a curated record
AAAGACCAAAGUUACAGUUUAUCACUAAAAUAAAAAAUAAACAUGUUUAUAUACUUGUAUACAGUAGAUAUAUAUAUAAGUAGAUUUUUUGAUGUGUAUUAAUGUAUUAUCCAUAGCAUUUAAGGUACGGACAUACGUCUAUAUUUCCACAGAUGACUUGACUACAAUCAAUUCCGAUCACCGGAUCACCCAAUGAAGCACCAUUUACAAUUUUUGAGGUUAUAUUUUGACACACAUAUUAAAAUAAUUCCAAGUUUACACAUUCUACACACUUUUCCAAAAAACUAUAGGUGACUACCAAAAUGUCGGUUCUGGAAUUUUCGGAGACAUUAGCCAACCAAAGCAGGCACCCCAUGAAAACCGCCCUUCAUUGUCAACUUUGCCCAUACUUCACAACGUCAUUUUUUCUCCUGGUCAACCACAUCAAACGCCAUUCCACACAUCAACGUUUUCAAUGUCAGAACCCCAGGCUUGAAAUAUUUUACUGCAAAGACUGCGAUUUUGAGACAGAGCUAACGCUGCUUUUCAAACAACACCUCCAACAACAUCAUAACCCAAACCGGAAAAAUCGGACUGAUUUAUUGCAUAAAAACCGCAUUAUUCGGUCAAACCGCUGCAAAAAAUGCAAGUUUUUAACGCACUUUGGGAUUAAGUGGCUUCAACAUGCAACAACGUGUACAAAAAAGAAGAAAGCUUGUGGAGUGGUUAACUCUGUGGCCAAAAGUAACAAUAAACGAGUGACAGAUGACAUUAAGUGGUUCAACUGUGCACAGUGUCCCUUCAAAACCAAACAAAAUUCGCAUUUAAAAAUCCACUUAAACACGCGGCAUUCGGACGAAAGUGGACCUAAAUGGCAUGAGUGUAAAGAGUGCUCAUACAGAACUAAGUGUAACUAUCGACUGAUGUACCACAUAAGUUCACAUCUUCUAGUGGAACGAAAUAAGUGGUAUAAAUGCAAUGAGUGUCCUUUCAAAAGUCAAACAAAUUCUGGUUUAAAAAGUCACGUGGAAGAGCGGCAUUUGAUUAACCAAACAAUAAAAUGGUACAAGUGUUCAAAAUGUCCAUUCAAAACCACUGAAAAAAUACCCCUGAAAUACCAUUUAAAAACGCACUCUUUAAAAGAACAGAAUAAGUUCUAUGAAUGCAGGGAAUGUCCAUACAAAAGUACAACAUAUUCUAACUUAAAAAACCACGUGAAGUAUAUGCAUUUGGACGAAAACUGCAUUAAAUGGUACGAAUGUACAGAUUGUUCAUUCAGAACUAAGUAUAAGUGUAGUUUAACAAGUCACGUGAACGCACGUCACUUGAGUGGAGGGGAUAUUAAGUGGUUUCAUUGCACACAGUGUCCAUAUAAAGCUAAACAUACAGUCAGUCUAAAAAGUCACGUAAUUGCUCGACACAUGAGUGAGAAAGACACUAAAUGGUACAAAUGUAACAAGUGUCCUUUCGCCACUAAACAUAAAACGUCUGUAGUUAAACACCUAAAAACACACGAGUAAGAAAGUGCGGAACUGUGUAUAUGCAAAUGAAAAAGAGUUAAUAAUUGUUGUUUCAUGAAAA